GCCAAAUCCUCAUCAGCAGCUUCAACUCGCCCCACCUCGACUGGACUCAGCGCCAAUGGCCAGCUUCGACGCAGCGUCGACGACAGCCUCAAGGAGCACCAGCACGAGCCCGCACCGAUCCGUCUCCCAGUUCGACUUUGGCGACGGCGAGGAGAACGCGCAGCUGCUGCCGCGGGUCGACGGCGGCAAGGCGGCCUGGCUCUUCAUCGCCGCGUCCACGAUCCUCGAGACGUUCAUCUGGGGAUACUCGUUCUGCUUCGCCACCACCCUCGUCUACCUUGAGAACCACCCACCCUGGAGCCGGUACUCGGUCUCGCAGCUCUCGGCGGUCGGCACGACGCAACUCGGGCUCGAGUACAUCUUUCCCGUGGUCGCCGUCACGGUUUACCGCCGAUACCCCGAGUGGGUGCGGACCAUCCUGUGGACGAGCGUCGCCAUCAGCUGCGGUAGUAUGCUGCUGUCGAGCUGGGCGACCGAGCUGUGGCAGCUCAUCGUCCUCCAAGGCGUCCUGUGCGGCAUCUCGAACACGCUCAUCUAUUCACCCGUAUUCGUCUACUUGACCGACUGGUGGAGCGCUCGCCGAGGUAUGGCGCUCGGCGUCGUCUUUGCCGGUGGGGGUCUCGGCGGCUUCAUCUUUCCCUGGCUCAUCAACGUUAUCCUCGAGACCAAGGGCUUCCCCUGGUUGUGUCGCAUCUGGGCUCUCAUGACUGCCGUCGUCUUCUCGGUCAGCAUCGUGUUCAUCAAGCCUCGAGUGCCGAUCGGCAGGCCUGCUGGAGGACGAGCGCCAUGGUUCCCUGUCGGUGGGUGGAAGUUUGCCAGGAACCCGUUGUUCCUCCUCUCGAUGCUCUGCGCCGCGUUCGGCGGCCUCGCCUACCUUCCCGUGGCAAACUACCUCGCCGUGUACGCCCACUCGUUCUCGUCGAGCACGACGACGGUCAACCUCGUCGUCGGCCUGUUCAACCUCACCGCCUCGGUCGGGUGCUUCAUCGCCGGCGCGCUGUGCGACCGCUCGUACGCGCUCGCCAACGCGCUGAGCGGCGCCCUGUGCGCGCUCGUGAGCCUCACGGCGUGGGGCCUCGCCGACACGCUCGGCAAGGUGUACCUCUUUGCGGUCCUGUUUGGCCUCGUCGGGCAGCAGAGUGCGACGUGGGGCGCGGCGACUCGCGAUCUCGCAGCGGGCAACCCGCAUCUCGGUACCCUCAUCAUCACGCUCAUCUCGGUCAUGAAGGGCGUCACGUCGCUCUUCAUGCCCGUCGUGUCCGAGGCGCUUUACAAGCGGUCGGCCGUCGAGAAAGAACCAACUUGGGGACGCUACGGGUUCGGCAACAUGAUCAUCUUCGUCGGCGCGUGCUCGAUCGCGCUCCUCGCCUGCAGCGCCGCCAUCCUUCCUCUACGCAAGAUGUUCGCCGUCGACGAUGCGGCCGAGAAGCCGCAGACGGAGCGCGGCAGGCGGCAGAGCUUCAGGGAGGAGUGACGGCGAGCGGGGCAUCUCUCGAGGGGCGACAGACACUGGAACACGCUCGCUUCUCGACG
Molecule: messenger RNA, 1533 nt
Organism: Rhodotorula graminis WP1
Lineage: Eukaryota; Fungi; Basidiomycota; Microbotryomycetes; Sporidiobolales; Sporidiobolaceae
Exons: 10
Coding region: 56-1474 (472 amino acids)
Biological process (GO): transmembrane transport
Cellular component (GO): fungal-type vacuole membrane
Molecular function (GO): transmembrane transporter activity
Source: RefSeq, a predicted model, not a curated record